Synchytrium microbalum is the source of this 444-nucleotide messenger RNA. RefSeq lists its product as uncharacterized. The transcript is spliced from 4 exons. Gene Ontology annotation, biological process: DNA-templated transcription. The record is from RefSeq and is a predicted model, not a curated record. Gene Ontology annotation, cellular component: nucleus. The coding region runs from base 1 to 444 and encodes 147 amino acids. Lineage: Eukaryota; Fungi; Chytridiomycota; Chytridiomycetes; Synchytriales; Synchytriaceae.
AUGAUAGCAGAAGACUUGCGUGUUCGUUCACGAGACUUGCUUGCUAAAGCUCUGAAUGAAGACAAUGCAGGCCGCAUGCCAGAUCGGCGAGUCAUCAAUCUCGCAACAGAACUAGAAGCUUCAAUCCAUUCAUUAGGCGAAUCCCAAUACAAGGAGUCUGUUCGAUCACGAGCCUACAAUCUCCGUCAGAAUGCUGACUUGCGAUACGCAUUUCUCAACUCGCAAAUAUCUGCUGCGAGAUUGGCACGAAUGAGCUCGGUGGAAUUGGCAAACAAGGAAGUCAAGCAAUUAUAUGACAAGAUUGAAGCUGAAGUGGCCAAAGAGGCUGAUAUAUCUGGACAGGGCCUGGAAGGUAUGACCGCAGAUGAAGGUGAACUCAGUUUGGGGCAUAAGCCGGCUAUGUUGCUCUGGAGUGGAGGUGAUGCGGAUGCUCGCAUUGGUUGA